GACCAAGGUCACACCAAUGAGAAUUGCCAAUAUUAAAACCAGAUACAUCUGUGUCAAUACUUAGGUUAUGUUCAGUGUGUAAGUACACCCUUAUCGGACGGGAAUGAGUUAAAUAUGUGCUGUGUUCCAUGGAGAAUAGACAUGUGUUGUGAAUCUAUCAUGAUUUUGUGACCAUGGGGACUGAAAAAUGGAUUACGCCGUUUUUAAAGCAGUGCUUCGUGACUGCAGGCGUUUCCCUGAACAUGGCAGGCUCUGGCCUGGUGGUGGGGUUCACCACGGCCUUGCUGCAGCAGCUGAAGAGUCCAGGGUCCAUCAUACCUAUUGAUGACACUUCUGGCUCCUGGAUAGCGGCAAUACCCGGCAUCUCCCUGGUCUUCGGCAACUUCAUAGCUCCAACAACGAUGUCCAGAUACGGCCGAAAAUCAGCCAACCUCAUCACCAUAGUUCCGCUCAUGGUCGGCUGGGCUGCCAUCUACUUCGCCACGAACAUCACCGUCCUACUCCUGGCCAGGUUCCUCCAAGGACUUUGUAUGGGAAUGUGCACAUCGUUAGCUUCUGUCCUGCUGGGAGAAUACACCAGUCCGAAGAACAGGGGAGUGUUUCUAAUGACCAUAUCGGUGUCAAUUGCCAUGGCAGUGAUGUCCGUCCAUUGUUUGGGAUCCUACUUUAGUUGGCAGACCACAGCAUUGGUUUGUGGGUGCAUAUCCUUCGUAGAUCUGUUCAUAGUUAUUUAUUCGCCCGAAUCACCGAGUUGGCUGGCUGAGAAAGGGAAAUAUGAUGCCUGUAAACAGUCAUUUAGAUGGCUCAGAGGAGAUCAAGAAGAAGAGGAACUUAGAAGAAUCAUUGAAGCGAGCAUACAUCUCAGAGAGGCAAAAGCAGAAAUGAGGAAAACUAAAUCCGUUAUAAAGAAAUUCAGAAACAAAGUAGAUGAUUUCAAAACGACAGUGAAGAAGAAAGAGUUUUUGAAACCUAUCAUAAUCAUGAUACACAUUUAUAUUCUAGGCCAAUGGAGUGGCAUAAACAUGCUCGUAGCAUACCCUAUAGACUUAUUUAAGAAAAUGGUUGGAAAAGACUGCAAUAUACCACUAUUAGUACUUACAUUAGACGUACAUAGGAUAAUAGCGAACACGACAGCGUUGUAUGUGAUACAGAAAGUGAAAAGACGAACUAUUUUAGGUGUUACUGUGUGUAUCAACAUUUUGGCUUUGCUUGCCAGUGCAGCUUACUCUUACUCAAAAGAAAAUGGCUAUAUGCCUGCAGAUGAGUUCAGUAUAGGCAUCAGUAUAGUGCAUAUACAUAUGUUUGCAGUAGCUACUGGUUCUUUACCUCUCUGCUUCAUCAUAGCAGGAGAAAUUUUCCCCCUAGAAUACCGAAGCUUAGCUGGUGGGAUUAGCGUGUUAUUUUACUCAACUAAUUUAUUUGUGACUAUCAAAACUGUUCCUUUAUUACUCAGUACUAUAGAUUUGUAUGGCACGUAUAUUUUGUAUGCGUCUUUAAUGGUGUAUAGCUUAGUGGUCGUAUGGUAUUUGCUGCCGGAGACCAAGGAUAGGACUCUUCAGGAUAUUGAAGAUGAGUUCAGAGGUAGACCACUGUCUCCCGAGGAGUUGAAGUCAGUGCAAUUGUUGGCUUCUUUAAGAGCAUAUACUACGGAUAGGAGAUGUAGCAAUCCGGUUGUUGUAUGAGAGACAACAAAAGAAUGAUUGUGUGUUAAGAACAUGUGAAAUUAGUGCCUUAUAAAAAUUCACUGAAAGGUAUCGUGAGAUUUGAACAAUUAAUGUAAUAUUACAUUCAUAUAGGUACAAAAAUUAUGACAAUUAAUUAUAGUGAUGCAAACCUAUGUUUAUGGUAGACUUACCAUUACCACCACCAAAAUGAAUGCAACUUCAAUUUCAGAUAAUGUUACCAGAAUUUAUAACAAAUCUGGUAGGUACAAAGUGCCUAGCAGUCUUUUUUAUCGACGUAAAAUCAUCAAAUGACCCCUCCCGCUGUGGGUUAGCAGCGGUGAGGGAGUGUCAGACUCUUACUGACUAAAAUCGUCGUGUUCCGUCAUAGGCCUUUUAUGUACCAGGGCCGCGGUAUCUCUUUCGAACAACCCGCAGCCCCGGAUGCCUAGCAGUCUCUUAAUGUGUUCAUGUCAAGUUCAGCCUAUAUAGAAACUACAAAAGUAGCGUUUACUCGUAUCUGUGUAUUAUAUCUCAUGGUAUUUAGCCAUGGAUACAUGCGACACUAUUACACGGACCGUGAUUAAUCUCAUUAGUCGCCUUGCCGCCCGAUAGUCGGCGUUUGCGCAUACAACUAUGCUACUGUAACUUAAUGUUUUUUUUAAAGCCUGCAUUCCUGAAAUGGCUAAGUAGUGAUUGUUGCAGUACAUUGUAUAUUCUUUACUCGUUUGGUACAAAUAAGAAAGUGCACUCCCACGUUUUGCGAUCAUAUGGUCAGUCGGGAAUUAAAUUCCAAUUGAUCCGGGGGCAAUUGGGAAUAUACCAAAAAUACAUACUCAUUCAAAAUACUUAAAAAUAUGUGAAAAAAUGGUGCUUAAAAGUUGUAAAUAUAAUUUAUUUUUGUAUCGCAUAAAUUACUUACAAUUUAGCUUUAAGAUGAAGAAGACGGUGCCUUUGAGACAAUAAUGUAUGAAUAAAGGA
Molecule: messenger RNA, 2642 nt
Organism: Helicoverpa armigera (cotton bollworm)
Lineage: Eukaryota; Metazoa; Arthropoda; Insecta; Lepidoptera; Noctuidae
Product: facilitated trehalose transporter Tret1
Exons: 3
Coding region: 174-1682 (502 amino acids)
Biological process (GO): transmembrane transport
Cellular component (GO): membrane
Molecular function (GO): transmembrane transporter activity
Source: RefSeq, a predicted model, not a curated record